AUGGCAUUUGGCAAGCACCACAAGAACAACAAAAUGGCUAAGAUUCCGACGGCUGGCGAGCAGGUUGUGAUCCAACCGGUGAUACAACCUGUAGUGCAGCAAGUGGCGGUUCCGGCGCAGCAGCCGGCGAUGGUUUUGGCAAAGGCCCCAGUGGCACAGCCGCAUGUGCAGUUGGUGGCGCAGCCGCAGGCGGUGAAGGUACAGGCAGCACAGCUAAGCAGCACGCAGGCCCCGGUGGCGAUCCCGGCGGUGCCUGCGAUGCCUGCACAGAUGGUGGUGCCCGCAAAACCGGCAGAGAAGAAGCCAGUGGCGAUCUACGCCGCCCCGCCGGCGGGUGUCGUAUCUGCGAGCAUGAAGAAGCCGAGUAUGAGCACCGACACGUUCUCAUCUGGGCACUUUGUGCCGCGGGGCUUGAAGACAAACGGUCUGAAACGCGGUGCAUCGGGUCUGGCAGUGAAUGCCAAGAGCACCGCGUUGGACAUUAAGGCGGGCGCCAAGGCGACGGAGAAGAAGACGGCGCAGG
Molecule: messenger RNA, 523 nt
Organism: Gregarina niphandrodes
Lineage: Eukaryota; Apicomplexa; Conoidasida; Eugregarinorida; Gregarinidae
Exons: 1
Source: RefSeq, a predicted model, not a curated record